This is a messenger RNA of Fomitopsis serialis, 1590 nucleotides long. RefSeq lists its product as uncharacterized. Lineage: Eukaryota; Fungi; Basidiomycota; Agaricomycetes; Polyporales; Fomitopsidaceae. Bases 381 to 1514 code for a protein of 377 amino acids. The transcript has 6 exons. The record is from RefSeq and is a predicted model, not a curated record.
CGAUCGUGGCUCGCCAGCGAGUGGUCAGCUUGGCUUAAUUGGGCCAAAGUUGUACAGGGGCCCUCGACAUAUAAUACGAAGGCGCGUAGAAAGGCGUGGGCUAGUACAAGAGCGCCCCACACAUAUCGCUGCUUGUGGUAAAUUGCCCUGAACCAUCGCUGCAGUGCACCUCCUUCGCCUGCAAGCCCAGGAUGUCGACUUCUCGUCCAAAGCGUACCUCAGUCCACUGUCGUACAGCGAGCCCGACAGGCUUUGCAGUCCGAGGACGCUGUUCACCCUGGCUAUCCACGGCCGGACUUGACUUUUUCUCCUCGCCGUCAGGAUGGAUGACCCGCGAACACCGCACUGGUGCGCUGCAGCAAGAGCUCGGACAUGCCUAGAUGAUAGUGGGACGUCUCAUGUUGAGGGGCCGGUCCCGGCGUGGUGAAGCUCAGUUGUAUAUUCCGAAGUCUACCGGGCAAAAUUUGGCGUCCUUGCUGACGUCGUCGAGGGACCUGGUUUUGACAUUCGCCGCGCGUGGAGUAUCCUACGUUCCGCUAUGGUUGAACGUGGAGACGCCAGCGAUCAUGAUGGAUCGGACCAUCCUCCGCAUAAUGUACCGGGGAUUUUUCUACGAGGCACUCAACAACACUCCUGCCGUUGACGAAGGUAGAGAGGAUAGAGGCGAGGAUGUCACCGUAUCCAAUGAAUUGGACACGUUAGAAUGUCGAGGAACACAGAACAGCAUUGCUGAUAGAUACACCACUUCAGAUACUACACAGCGCCUUGUCAGAUCCUCGCGACGUCACACCGGAUUUCACCCUCCCCUUCUACUCCUCGACGACUUCCUCGCGUUCCACAUGCCCGUCUUUGGACGACACCUCCGAAGCAACAUCGUCCAAACCAACCAGCCCGCCCAGUCCAACCAGCCCUGGCAUGACGUCGUCCUGCUCGAGGUCGAGCGAGGCGUAGGUGCUGAUGGCGGCACCCCAGUCGUAGUCGUCGCAUUGACCAUCGUCGUAGUGCGGCGACACUGGCCGAUCGCUACGCGGAGCCAUGGCACGUCCCCAUCUGGUCAGUCGACUGAUGCCCCACGCCCACGCUCCCGCCCAUGCUGGGUCUUCGGUGGGAUUCUGCCUGAACGGCUCGAGAGGGCGGGUGUCGGCGCGGGCUCCUAUGCCCAAUCCAACGCGGGCGGUGCUGAUCCACACUGGAUUCAAGAUGGUUCCCGGGUGGAAGGCCGGUUGGUACUGGGCGGCGACCAGGCGUUGCCUACUCUCGAUGAGGCGCUGCCUACUCUCGACCAGGUGCUGCCUACUAUCGACCAGGUGCUGCCUGCCGACAGGAGGAACGUUCUGUGGCAGAGCCAGAGCCCGCAUCUGAGGCCCCAGAAGGUACAUUGGGAUGGCCCGCCCCCUGGGACGGUGCACCCGGGCGUGGACGCAACACCCCUGUGUGACGAGGAGGGGCACCUAAGCGUGGAGAAGGGGGCCUCGCGGGUCGAGCGGGAAGUGAUGCACCCGGGUAUAGUGUGAAUGAUACGCCCGGGCGUGGAGGCGACAUACCCCGGUGACGUGGAGGGGGGCCCACUGACGGGUAUAGACGCAGUGG